Pelmatolapia mariae (spotted tilapia) is the source of this 7850-nucleotide messenger RNA. It is a transcript of the gene kcnc3b, whose product is annotated as potassium voltage-gated channel, Shaw-related subfamily, member 3b. Gene Ontology annotation, molecular function: protein binding; delayed rectifier potassium channel activity. Bases 562 to 2652 code for a protein of 696 amino acids. Gene Ontology annotation, cellular component: voltage-gated potassium channel complex; postsynaptic membrane; axon terminus. The transcript is spliced from 6 exons. Lineage: Eukaryota; Metazoa; Chordata; Actinopteri; Cichliformes; Cichlidae. The record is from RefSeq and is a predicted model, not a curated record. Gene Ontology annotation, biological process: protein homooligomerization; potassium ion transmembrane transport.
UCCAAAGGAACAGAGAGAGGCACAAGAGAGGGAAAGGCAAAGAGAGCGAGGUGUCUACAGGCUGCAUCUCCACUGAAACAUUUGGAUGGGGGAGACAGAGGAAGAGCUGAAUGGUAGCUACACCCUGCGCCUGGAAGCGUAGAGACACUGUAACAAAGGCUGGCAAUUAUUUUUGUUUUUGGCAAUAACAAAGGUGGGAGAGGGGCUCUGAAAUCGAGGGGAAAUAGCCAAAAGACAGAUUUUUGUUUUUCAGGGGGACUUCUGCUUCAUUUCAUCCGAAAGACUCAUCCCGUGCCAUCAUCAGCAUGACCAUAAGCUCUAAGUAACAUUCGGCAAUAACGCUAUCAAAACAAGAUUUCCAGCAACAGUCGCGCGCAAUCCUAUUUCUGAUUUAUUAUAAUCGUGUGGAGGAAAAAACCCUCCACAAAAAACAGAAAAAAACAAACAAACCCCAAAAACAGAUCAGCUGAAUGCCUGCGAGAAACUGGAUACUCUGUGAAAUCGUAAGAAAGAGCGAUCUAACAAAGAAAACUACAUUUUGAUUGAUCUUUUUAAAGCUUGAUGUGCGUGUUUCUGCGCGCACUCGAAUCGAACCAGAACCAAAAGCAAACUCCUCAGACUCCUCCCUCCUCCUCCUCCCUUCGGUUUCUCUCAUCCUCUCCCUCCCCCCGGUCCUCUAUGCUCAGUUCGGUGUGUGUAUCCUCUUUUAAAGGGCGCAAGGGUGGGAACAAGUCGUCCAACAAAGCAUGUUACAGCGCAGACAUGACUUGUCCGUCGGAAAGCGAGAAAAUCGUGAUAAACUGCGGGGGGGUGCGGCAUGAGACCUACCGGAGCACCCUAAAAACGUUGCCCGGUACCCGCUUGUCGUGGCUCACCGAGCCGGACGCGUUCAGCAACUUCGACUACGACCCCAAAUUAGACGAGUUCUUCUUCGACCGCCACCCGUCGGUGUUUUCCUUCAUCCUCAACUAUUACCGCACCGGGAAGUUGCACUGUCCCAACGAUGUGUGCGGUCCCCUGUUCGAAGAGGAGCUGGCCUUCUGGGGCAUCGAUGAGACGGACGUGGAGGCUUGUUGCUGGAUGAAUUACCGGCAGCAUCGGGAUGCGGAGGAGGCGCUGGAUAGCUUCGAAACUCCAGAACCGGACGCGCCAGACGACGACCCGGCGCUGGGUGGUGCGGAUGGUGACUUGAAAAGACUGUGCAUGCAAGAGGACGCGAGGAAAGCGGGCUGGUGGAAAACCUGGCAACCCAGAAUAUGGGCACUCUUUGAAGACCCCUAUUCCUCCAAAUAUGCCCGGUAUGUGGCUUUUAUCUCCCUAUUCUUCAUCCUCAUCUCCAUAUCCACGUUCUGCAUGGAGACGCACGAGGCCUUCAACACCAUCCUCAACAAGACAGAGAACGUCACAGUGGGCAACAUGACUCGUGAGGAGAUAGUUUAUGAGGUGGUGACUGACAGCUGGUUGACAUAUGUGGAAGGUGUGUGUGUCAUUUGGUUCACCAUUGAGGUCCUGCUUCGAGUCACCUUCUGCCCAGACAAGUUUGAAUUCUUCAAAAGCACCCUCAACAUCAUCGAUUUUGUUGCCAUCCUGCCCUUCUAUCUGGAGGUUGGUCUGAGUGGGCUGUCCUCCAAAGCUGCCAAGGAUGUCCUGGGGUUCCUGCGUGUUGUCCGAUUUGUUCGUAUCCUCCGAAUCUUCAAGCUGACUCGCCACUUCGUAGGUCUCCGUGUCCUUGGCCACACCCUGCGUGCCAGUACCAAUGAAUUCCUCCUGCUCAUCAUCUUCUUAGCUCUUGGUGUCCUCAUCUUUGCCACUAUGAUCUACUAUGCUGAACGAAUUGGUGCAGACCCAGAUGACCCAACAGCCAGUGCCCAUACCAACUUCAAGAACAUCCCCAUUGGAUUUUGGUGGGCCGUUGUGACCAUGACCACGCUGGGUUAUGGAGAUAUGUACCCGGAGACAUGGUCAGGGAUGCUGGUGGGUGCGCUGUGUGCCUUGGCUGGUGUGCUAACCAUUGCUAUGCCUGUACCUGUCAUUGUCAACAACUUCGGCAUGUACUACUCUCUGGCUAUGGCCAAACAAAAGCUUCCCAAAAAGAAGAACAAACAUAUCCCCCGAGCGCCACAACCAGGGUCCCCCAACUACUGCAAGCCAGAUGCCUUGGCGAUGGCUACUGCAUCACCACAAAGAAUCUUGGGAAAUGUCUUAGGAGGAGUGAUGGGGUCUGGAGGAAUAGGAGGUGACUGUCCUCUUGCCCAAGAAGAAAUUAUAGAGAUCAACAGAGAUUCUAAGCAGAAUGGUGACGCAGCCUCAGCCGCCUUGGCUAAUGAGGACUGCCCCACCAUCGACCAGGUGCUGAGCCCGGAUGAGAGGAGUCCUAUUGGGCGAGGCCCCACUCGGGAACGCUACCAGCAGGACAGAGCCUGCUUCCUUCUUAAUACCAGGGAAUUCCGUGCCACAGAUGGGAAUGUGCGGAAAGGUUGUGUCAUAUCACGCGUGUCAACCGGCUACGAAAAAUCUCGCAGUCUUAAUAACAUAUCGGGAAUGACUGGGUCAGCACUGCGACUCGCUCCUAUUACUAGCCCGCCUUUUGAGACCUAUGAGGCUCCAGGACCUCUGCGGCGCUGUCGUUCCCCCAUCCCCUCCAUUUUGUAGCAGAAAUUGUGUUAAUGAUUGGCUGAUAAGAGAUGCAGCAGAUUAGCCAUGGACCAAUUACGUUGAAGCCUCCAUUUGCAUUGUACGCCAUGCAAAUACAAUAGCAAUAACAUACAAUGAACUCGAAUGUAGAAAGAAUGAGAUCUUGUCUUGUGAAUCAAAUGGUUUAUGAAGCAUGUUAGGUGGAGUUAAAUGCAAAAUUUAGCUUUAAAGAUACGUGGUUAUUUAAAUAAUUACAAGUAAUGUAAAACUGAUUGGGACUGCUUAGUGAAUAAAAUAGUGCCAUGCAUCAAGAAGGUAUUAUAAAAAUGUGCUCAGUUACAUUUUCAGAUGAAUAUUUUUGCGCAUUCUGGACCAAACUAACUUAGACUCCUAACACUCAUACAGUGAAAUAAUCAUGGAACAAGAUACAUGAUAUGAACAAAAUUACUGAGCCACAUCUCUUAAUCUUUGAAUUCAGGUGUUUCAGGUGUCCCAUUGCCACAGCUGGAUAAAAUCCUUCACAUUUUUUAAACAAUUUAUAAGACAUUUUACCUCUCUUUCAAGAGACUUUUUCCACUUCUAAAAAAUGUAACUGUUAUACUGUAAUUGGAUGCCACCUUUGCAAUAAGUCAGUCAGUGAAAGGUCUUCUCUCCAAGAUAGUCCAUAAUCAACUGUAAGUUGUUUUGUUGUAAUGUGGUAUUGCGUAUGGUCACAAAGCAGGGCCACACAUAAAGGUCAAUAACCUCCAAAGCUCCUCUGGUAUUAACAUCAAGACAAAAAUGGUCAAGUCAUAGUCAAGCAGCUCCAGUAAGUGUUACAUGUAAGUGGCUUAGUACUUUUGUCCAUAGUGUGUAAUUUGGUUUAGUUAGCCAAAGACAAAGAAAAAUAUAUAGAUAAUAUAAUAAAUAUAUAGCGAGUGAACACAGUGCAGCGUAAGCAAUCCACAAUGAGGAAAAAAACAACUAAUCCUGUGUAAGACUCAAUUAACACUCAAUUCAUUUUGCAUCUUAUUGUGACGCCAUUGGGCACUUUAUGCUGAUAGUUUACACAGCAAAGUUAGGGGAUGUCAACAAAAUCAGAAACAAAUGAAAGUAAUACGUGUUUUAUUGUACCAAAAGAGCUAUCUAAUUCUGAGGCUGAACAUGUCUCUUGAAAAUAAUAGUUCUUAUAUUAUAUUGCUGUUAGGAGCCAAUACUUACGAUCAUUGUCUUGUUGUCUAAUCCUUUGUUAGAUGCUUGCACAUUCACUUGAUCCACUUGCUAUUGUUGUUAUUCUAGAUGUCUCAUAUACAAAGGCCAAUACUCAGUCACAAAGAAAAGUAUUGUUUCAUUAGACACUUUAAAUGAUUUGAGAGAAAAUUGCAUUAAGAAGCUUAUGAUUAACUUAAGAAAAAAAAAGCUUAAAAAUCCGAUUUUAUUGCUUUCCAUAUUUACUUCCCUGUAGAAGAUAAUUUAUUUCCCCAAUAAUUUUAUUGUUCCACUGGAUCAUUUUGCAUUGCGUUGUAAUAUUCCUUCAAAUGCACUGUCACAUAAUCGCCACGUAACAGCAAAAUCUAAACCUUAAAUCUACCCACAUGUCAGCCAAAUCCUUAUACCAGUAAGGCAGACAUCCACAAGGUCUUUUUUUAAGCUUUUUGAUAAGAUAUUAUAGUAAAAGGCAAUAUGUGAGAAAUUUUACCAUUCAAAUAACUAUAUAUAAUUGUUAACUUUGCUUCUGUAUGUGGGACAGCUUAACUCAACACAUGCUAACUGGUUAUUGGCCUUUGGCAAAGGAGCAAAAUCUUCUGUUUUAUGGUAGCAAAUGACUGAGUUGGCCUUUGAAGUAUAAUCAGGACAGUGAUAUAAAUGAAAUAUGCACUUGUAGGUCUAAAACGUUUUAUAGAAAUUUAAAUGCAAAGUAUUUAUAAACAAGAAAAUUAGAACAAAUGUACAAUGUCAGAUAUGGAUUACUACUUAAUUAACUAUACAGUUAAAUCAAAUGCAAGCACUUUACUAACAAUCAUUGUUAAUUUACUCACUCUUGAAGCUUGUGUGUCGGCAUCAGAAACAGAUAAUAUUACAAAACGAGUAUACAAUGAAAACCUUGGACCACCUAAUCAAACUUGCCUCUUCCUUUUUUCUAAAUCUAAUUAAUUUCUUCCUCACCAUUUAUGCUUUGAAGGGUUUUUUGACAUUUUCUUUAAUAAUUUCAAAUAAACCAUCAUGUUUAGGUGGGCUGUCGCUAUAAUUUUACCUUCAGCAAUCUCAAUCAAAAGCAAAAAAAACAACAAAAAAACGAUUUAAAAAUAGUGACACAUUCACGAAUGCAAUAAACAUGCAACAUUACUUUAAUGCUGGAAAACAUGCUGUGCACAUACAUAUGUAAAUACACAGAUAUAUUUUUAAUCUAAAACACGCACAGACUUAGCAGGCAAUCUCCUCAUUAUCAUUGAUUUAGCUGUACCAGCUGUAAAUGUACAAAAGUUAUUCAGAUGACGAGCCAUUUUUCUUUUUUUUAUUUCAAGCCAGUAUAUAGACUUUUUGAUGUCCAGGCUGUCAUUUUAAAUCGCUUUAGUUUUUUAAUGAUUUUGUAUUUUUUUCAUGAAUACUGUGUAUUUCAUGGCAAGAAAUGACAUUUUAAUGCCACUGGUUGUCUAAAAUAACUAUUAAAAGAAUACAAUGUUGUAAAUUGUUCAUAGGAUUCUUAACCAACAGGAACAUAGACUGAAGAGAGCGAAAAAAUAAAAAAUCAAAAUGCUUCAGAACUAGUUUUUACAGACAAUUGUAAAAGGAAAGUAUUUCCAUACUUGUUUUGAAGUCUUACUAUCCACAUGCUUCCAGACCCCAUAUAUUUGUGAACCUAGAUAUGCAGUGUUUACAUGAAAGCUGUGACAUCACUUGAAUGUUUUGCUUGAAUCUGUUGUCCAAUGAUGUUUUAGUGUCUGUCUUAGGGUAGAUUUUAACAUUCAGGCACUGUAAGAAGUAAUGCUUGCCUGGCUUCAUCCGUUGCUGGUUUUGAAGGCCAUCGCAUAUAUUUUCAGACCAAAGUAGUGUUAGGUUGACUCACUUCAUGAUUAUGAUGUCAGAAAAUUACAACAUUUUAGUGUUGUCUGAAAAUAUCUGAAACCGCAUGCCAAGAUUUAGUUCUCCUGUGAAUGAAAGCAUUUUUGAUAGAUACUUGAUGUAAAAUGUCAAACUGAACUUGUACAGUUAAGAUAGGAAAACUCUGGGAUAGGUUUUUCAAUUAAUUUGUCCUGCAGAGAAGUCUUUUGUGAAGUGAAAUGAAUCACUGAUUGGUCUAGAUCACAUGCUCAAAGAUGUUCUUAGUCCACACAAGCAAAUCUUUUGGACUAUAAGGUUUGCUCACAUCGCUUCUCAGUGCUCAUUAAACCUUUUUUGUGCCCACUUACUGCACUGUAUUAUCAUAGAAUGUCUACGCAAUCUAUAACAUCCCCAUUGUGGAUGUUAUAGUUUGCAGAUGCUUUGACUUCAGAUGUUAUGCAACUUUGUGUAGAAUGUAAAUUUGUGUUACAGUAAAAGAACAUGUCCAUCCAUCAUUUACAAUGUCUGCAGGGGAUUGUUUUGCUUGAAUGCUUUAACUGAUUAACAGCGAAUGAGGGGAGUACCACACCUCACACAACUUUAUCCUAAUAUUAACAAUACAAGAGUACUGUAUUUGUUUAUAUUCAGUUUGUAUUGCCUCUGAAUCGACUGACUAUAUGUUGAGUAAAAAGAGAAACAAGUAGUUGUGGCAAAUGCAAAUAACCUAGAAUCCUCCGAAGCACCCAUUGUUUAAGUAAACGAAACAGGCAGUAUGUUGUAAGUGCCUCUAUGAGGCCCCUGUAGGCUUAACUUAAAGUUAAAUUUAACUAGCUAGACCUUUGAUGUAAUGCUUAGUAGGUCAGUGGUUUUUACUAAAUAUGUACAUAUCUGUAUCUACAUAUACAUUAAAGCCACAACCUAUGUAUGUAUACCAUAUGAGGGGAGGGCAAGAAAUUCCAUAACCACUGAUUCUGAUCUCAUAUGCAUGUAAAGUGAUGUUUGGCUUUCCCUAAAAAUCCUAAAAGUCCCAUGCACAAACUUGGUUUCCAGUUAUAAAUACAUACGUAUGUUUGCAUAUUUUUUUUAUUAUCUUUUGCUUUACUGUUAUCACAUGAUUAGGUUUUUUUUAAUCUAUGUAAUUAUCCAGUGACCUGUAAUGAUGGCUUGAAAGAAGGUUCAGAGUGUAAGUUCGGUAUUUGCUUUGAUAAGAACUGAUUUGACUACAUGUGCUUUAUGUUAAUCGAUAUAAACGUACAAUGAGUAUGAAUAUUUCAGUGAUCACGACUAAUGUAUCAAAAAACGUUUGAUAAAUGUGCAGCUUUGUGGGAAAAUAUGCAGAACUGUACUGUAAAAACCUUCUAGAAAGGAAGAGAAUGAAGCUGAACUUUGUGCUUUGAGAAGGGUGGAAGUGAAACUGUGAAUUCAGUUAAACGCCUGUGUGUGCCACUAUUGUGCAUAACAAGAUAGUUAGACUAACUUGUAGUGGCCAUUAAGUGGAUGAUGAGUGAAUAAAAUCUCAAAGUCUUGGAAAUAGCAGAAUAAAACAAACGAUGUCAAUCCCCAACAGGGGAAAAAUUAGGUAAACUGUUCCUUGAAUUUGCCCUAGGGAUCAGAUUUAUAACUAAUGUACAGAUUAAAAUAAUGCAUACACCACCCUUUAAACAAAUCAGGCAGUAAUAUUUACAUUUGUAAAGUGCUGGAGCAAUAUAAGAACAUAGGAAUAAUGUCAAAGACACCUGUAUUUGUUAUUUGUGUAAUGUUAAAGAUAUUUCUUGUUGUUUUAUUUUACUUAUUCCAUGUUUAUGGCUGCGUAGCUAUGUUGUGUGGAAAUGAGUGAAUAAGACAAAGACACAGUCAGAACUGCAUAUUUUGUCCCCAAAACAUCAGAUCCUAAAUGAGGCUGUCACAAUGUCAGAUUUGUCACAAUAACAAUAUUAUUGCGAUAUCUAUCAAAAUGAAAAAAAAAGAAAACAAAGCAAUAACGACGAAUCUCAUCCUCCUUCAACUUUGUGCACUGUGUAUUUUGUGUUUUUGUGUAUUUUUGGGCAAUACACAAAGUAUGAGUCUAAGGCUGUGGAAGAUGUCUGCAAACAUAACUGUACUAAAUUGAGGGAAAAGAUAUUAAAGUAUAAUUUAUGACCAGACAAAUAAUAUUGUUUUACUGUCCAAUAGUGGCUAAUGUAUUUAUAUUCAUA